AUGGCCGCAGUUUUCUGCGACGGCUCUGUCUCCGCGCGUGUCUUAUUGCAUCUUCAACGCGAUUGGGAUUCAUCGUCGUCCAGGGCUUCUCUUGAACCUUUCAAUACUGUCCUAGACUAUUCUCCAUCUUUCUCUGAUUUAUCCCGUCACAAUGAUCUGCAAAAGCUGCCGCACGACGAUGUUGUUCCGAUUCAACCAGCAGCCAGUGAUCCGGACGGCUUCAGCAUGCGCACGCCAGCUGCCUCUACAGUGAUAACAACUCUCCUGUGGCUGCUACUCCUUCUCCGCCCUCCCCCCCGCCAACCCACGGUCGGCGACCUCACAACCCCGUCCGCCAUCUCCUCCGCUACCCCCGGCGUUUCUCAGCCUUUGAGCACCCCCGAAGGUGUCCACACCGAUGCCAACCCCGGAGCUUCAACAAAACCCACUGUCGUACGCCCACCGAGCAGCUGCCCGGCUGGAACCAAAUUGAACGGACUCAACUACUUCAAGAACAAGCCGGAUGUCUUCGCUAAGGAGGAUUCUGAGUACCCAGAUUGGCUAUGGAACCUCCUGGGAGAUGCCACCAAGGACGCAAAGACUAAGCAGGGUGGUGUUGACCCAAGCACCUUGAACAAGAAGCAACGAAAGCGUUAUGAAAAGAAGCUAGCCGCCCGUACUGGCCCCCUCGCCGCUAAGAUCCCCGCUCACCACCACGCUCACGAUAUCACCCCUGCACCCUACAACCGCGACGCUCCUUCAGCAGAUGCCAUGGCCGAUGCCACCGAAGGCUUCGAGCAGCGCUCGGAGAUUAUCAAGAGUGCACGCGAUGCCAGGCGGAAGGCCAUCAAGGAGUCCAACUUCCUCCGCGGUCUGUAAUCUCGUGUUAUGUCAAUUCGAGUGGAACACAUGAAAGCGAUUGUACUUUUCUUGUUGGGUUUGUGUCGCAGGGCGCCCAGAACCGCCUCAAUACUGUUGGAUAUUGGAUAGACCGGGCUCUUUGGAGCAUCCGGGAUGUAUUAUUACAUUGAUUUGUUUUUCGAUUGUGCUAUAUAUCAAAUGAUACUUGUCUUAGAU
Penicillium crustosum is the source of this 1056-nucleotide messenger RNA. RefSeq names its product mitochondrial 54S ribosomal protein mL54. The record is from RefSeq and is a predicted model, not a curated record. Gene Ontology annotation, molecular function: structural constituent of ribosome. NCBI's taxonomy places the organism in Eukaryota, Fungi, Ascomycota, Eurotiomycetes, Eurotiales, Aspergillaceae. The transcript is spliced from 3 exons. Bases 1 to 858 code for a protein of 285 amino acids. Gene Ontology annotation, cellular component: mitochondrial large ribosomal subunit.